This is a messenger RNA of Bacillus rossius redtenbacheri, 1389 nucleotides long. RefSeq names its product D-altritol 5-dehydrogenase-like. Bases 226 to 1284 code for a protein of 352 amino acids. NCBI's taxonomy places the organism in Eukaryota, Metazoa, Arthropoda, Insecta, Phasmatodea, Bacillidae. The record is from RefSeq and is a predicted model, not a curated record. The transcript has 8 exons. Gene Ontology annotation, molecular function: zinc ion binding; oxidoreductase activity.
GGCAGUCUUCUGCGCCGCAGCGAUCCAGCUCGACGGUCGCAGUAAGUAGUUGCAGGCUGUCUCGCUAGAUGGAGUGGCGUCCUUGCGCGGGGCAUCUCCAGGACGUGUUCAUCUGCUCAAGUCUGGACAGGCAACACAAGUGCGCGUUGCGCUUGUGUUCGUAAUCAUCACUUCAGUUUCAUUCCUAGUUCAGCUAUCUCUACAAGUCAAUUAGCAGGCGCGGGCAUGUCGGGCAGCAUGAAGGCGGUGCAGUGGGACGCGCGCAGCUCGCAGCUGCAGCUGCAGCAGCUGCCGGUGCCGGCGCCGCCCGACGACCACGUGCUGGUGAAGGUGGCCUACUCGGGCAUCUGCGGCACCGACCUGCACGUCAUCGAGGGUUCUUUUCCGGCCAAGAAGACCGCACCUGUGACCUUGGGCCAUGAGUUCAGUGGCGUGGUGCAAGCCGUGGGAAGCAAAGUCACCAGCAUCAAAGUCGGUGACAGGGUUGCAGUUGAUCCAAACAACGGCUGCAACAAGUGCAAGGUGUGCCACGACGGCAACUACCACUUCUGCGAGACGGGCGGCAUCAACAACACCAUCGGGCUGUGGCGCAACGGGGGCUGGGCAGAGUUCUGCUUGGCUCCUGAGUCGCAGGUCCUCAAGCUGCCUGACACCAUCACGCUGAAGCAAGCAUCCCUGAUGGAACCUCUGUCGUGCCUGUGUCACGGCUUGGACGUGAUUGGGCCCAUGCCGGUGGGGUCCGCUAUACUCAUCCAGGGGGCGGGCAUCAUCGGCAACCUGUGGGCCUGCGCGCUGCACCACCAGGGCCACAGGAAGGUCAUCGUCAGCGAGCCGAGCGAGGCGCGCAGGAAGGCGCUCCACAAGCUAGACACCGGCUACGAGAUCGUCAGUCCGGGCGAGCUGGGGCAGAAGGGGCGCGACCCUGGCUGGGGCGUGGACUUCGUCAUCGACUGCAGCGGCCACGCGCCGGCCAUAGAGGAGGCCGUCAGCCUGCUCAGCUGCGGCGGGACGCUGUGCAUCUUCGGCGUGGCGCCGCCCGACGCCAGGAUCAGUGUUUCCCCCUACCAUCUCUACAAGAAGGAAAUAAAAAUUGUUUCAGUGAAUAUUAGCCCGUAUACAAGUAAUAAAGCUAUUGGACUAAUCGAAGCAAUGGGUGACAGGUACUUGGGUUUCGACAGAAUUGGAGUCAAAAUAUUUCCACUAAGUCAAUACGAAGAUGCUAUUGCAGAGCUACGCAAGGGUGGAAUAGCUAAAGCGAUGUUUGAAGUCAACAAAAUUUCAUGAAUUCAAUGUGAACUUAUAAACAAGCUACAUCUGUAAAUCCAUGUAACACAUAUAAUGGUUGUGUUUUUAUGCAUUUUCCUUCAUAAUAAAAACAAUGAUUAUAAA